This is a messenger RNA of Trachemys scripta elegans, 2558 nucleotides long. RefSeq names its product GTP cyclohydrolase 1 (gene GCH1). Bases 437 to 1183 code for a protein of 248 amino acids. The record is from RefSeq and is a predicted model, not a curated record. Gene Ontology annotation, cellular component: cytoplasm. Gene Ontology annotation, molecular function: GTP cyclohydrolase I activity; zinc ion binding; GTP binding. Lineage: Eukaryota; Metazoa; Chordata; Testudines; Emydidae. The transcript is spliced from 6 exons. Gene Ontology annotation, biological process: tetrahydrofolate biosynthetic process; tetrahydrobiopterin biosynthetic process.
UUUAUCCCGCGGGCCGUGAUCCUCUUAUAGGCGGCGGGGCUGCGUGACGCACGGGCCGGGGCGCCCAAUGGCAGCGGCGCGGGCCCUGCGACCGGAGUCGGGCGCGCUAUAAAGAGAGGGACCGUGUCGGGAAGUGCGAGUGGAAAGUCCUGGACGCGGAGCCCGCAGGUGACCCUGGUCCUACUCGGAGUCCCAGGACGGUGAGCGCACGGACUCCGAGCCCUCUCCCCGGGCCGGGCGCACGGAGACGCGGCACGCCUGGGCGCAGACGCUCCCCUCCCCUGUCCCGGCUGCGGGGCACCCCUUCUCCUCCGGUGCGCACGGACUCCCCCAGCCCCGUACGGGCCCCCUGCCCCCCCCGGGGGUAGCCUAAUUCUCUUCUUCCCAGCCCGAUCCCCCCUCAAGUCCCGGGCGCACGGAGCGAGUCCUUGGGCAGAUGGAGAAGGGGAAGCUGGAGCAGCCGCCGCGGGCGGUGAGCUGCAAUGGGUACGCGCUGGAGGAGAAGCAGCCGCCUCCGCCCGCUCCGAGCCGGCCCUUGGAGAAGUCCCGCUACUCGCAGGGCACCAGCUCGCAGUGCCUGGACAACUGGAAGGAGGAGAGGACCCGCAGCGAGGAGGAUAACGAGAUGAACCUGCCCAGCCUGGCCGCCGCCUAUACCACCAUCCUGCGCUCGCUGGGCGAGGACCCCGAGCGGCAGGGACUGCUCAGGACCCCUUGGAGGGCAGCCACCGCCAUGCAGUUCUUCACCAAGGGCUACCAGGAGACCAUCUCAGAUAUCCUGAAUGAUGCCAUAUUUGAUGAAGAUCAUGAUGAGAUGGUAAUUGUGAAGGACAUAGACAUGUUCUCAUUGUGUGAACAUCACCUGGUUCCAUUCGUUGGAAAGGUACAUAUAGGUUAUCUUCCUAACAAACAAGUUCUUGGUCUCAGCAAGCUGGCUAGGAUUGUGGAGAUAUACAGUAGAAGACUACAGGUUCAGGAGCGCCUUACAAAACAAAUUGCAGUAGCCAUCACAGAAGCCUUGCAGCCUACUGGAGUUGGAGUGGUUAUUGAAGCGACACACAUGUGCAUGGUAAUGCGCGGGGUGCAGAAGAUGAACAGUAAAACGGUCACUAGCACAAUGUUGGGUGUAUUCCGGGAGGAUGCAAAGACUCGGGAAGAGUUCUUAACCCUCAUCCGAAGCUGAAGCGGUGCCACUCGCCGAAUGCUCUCUGCAGAUCGUACUGUCCGUGCCGCUGUCUGUUCUUAACUCUUUGUGCAGCUCGUUUUUAACUAAGUCGUGCGUUCUAAUAUGUGCAGUGAAAUAAUGUUGACGGUAAGUCAAAAAUGUAACCGUGAGGUAGGCCCUAUGGAUAUCUGUGCUGUCUCUUGUGUCACAGGAUAACCCAGCUACCGAUAGUUUUUAAAUAUACUUGCUCCAUCUACACUACAAUUUUAUUGCCACUAGAACUUUAUUUGGCAGGUUAUGUACAACACAGCAUAGGAAAUAUUGAAAGGCUACAGAUCUUUGCAAGGUAAUCUACGUGCCACAUAUUCUGCCUCAUAUCCCUCACAGGAAGCUCUUGAAUGAUCUUCAGGAUUCGUACUGUACCAUUAAUUGCAAAUCUUCUGAUAUGUCGGUUUCAGUCUUUGAAUAUGCAUAUCCUACCUUUUCAUGUGACAAUCUGGUGACACUUUAUAUUUUGUUAGUCUUCACCUUCUCUCCUUUGUGGCUUUAGUCUGUUACAAAGGCAUAGUGUUAUCUUGCUAGUCUUAACGUGCAGGGAAUUAAUUUCAACAAUUCAGGGGGGGCAAUCUUAUCUCAGUCUGCAGGGGUUUAUGCACCUUCCCCUCUGUGCCUCAAAAUGAGAAUAUUAUACCACUGUAACUGUAGCAGUCACUUUAUAUAAAUUACUGUUUGAGUUUUCAAAGAGCUAACGAAUCCAUACAGAGUUUUAACCAUUUUAUAUCAUUUUCAGUUUGCUUUCCUGGAUUUUCCAGGUGUUAACUGGGCUAGAUGACUAAAUUACACACACACAAUAUUUGAGUAAAGAUUUCCCUUAGGAAAACUACACAUGGCAAAAUUAAUCCAGAAUAAAAUAGGUUGUGAAUUUAAAAUGGAGUUAAUCAGGAAUAGUUAAUUCCCUGUGUGGACGCUCUUAUUAGAGUGUCAAUACGUGGAGUUAAUCAGGACUAGACAAGCUCUUCCAAUAUUUUAAACUUGUAAUCUUUUCCAACUCAGUGGACCAAAGCCUGCGAACUGAAGUGACUCCUGAACUCUGCACUCCAGACAUGUCUUUUCUGAUGGGACAUAAUUCCAUGUCAGUGUAGCCCUGUAAAUACAUUGGUAUGAACUGUUCAGUUGUUGUUCUUCUUUCAUGAGGGCAACUAGCAAAGUACUUCUCAGGAGACCAAAGUGAGUUAAACAUAUUUUCUGAAACCUCGGCAUGUGAAACAGGCAAUUAAGAGGACUUGAUUUAAUGUAUUAAAUUAUGAGGGAAAUGUAAUGAGUGUUUUGUAACUCUUAAUUGGGACAAUAUGGUGCACAAAUCAAAAUCACUCGCUUCUAAAACCAAAGGCGC